Molecule: messenger RNA, 837 nt
Organism: Colletotrichum chrysophilum
Lineage: Eukaryota; Fungi; Ascomycota; Sordariomycetes; Glomerellales; Glomerellaceae
Exons: 2
Coding region: 1-837 (278 amino acids)
Source: RefSeq, a predicted model, not a curated record
AUGAAGUUCGCCUUCGCAGCCACGUUGUUGCUGACCGCAAUUUCGGGCGUCGCGGCCAUUGGGUGGCCGUCAAACGCUGGUUACUAUCACGGAUCAGAAGGCAUCGUGCCUCCGGGACCCUGGGAUGAGCCCGACGCCCGAUCCAAGUGCAAGUAUAGCAGGGGGAGACAAGUUGGUGGUGGACGGCGGUCGCGUUUCCAUAUCCGGAUCAAGGACUUCAAAGGCGACGCCGGCUCCUUCUGCCAUAGAUUUUGGGAGAACCUGAGAAGAUGGGGUCUUAUCUGCACGCCCAACUCGUUUGAGACCUGGAAGCCUUUCUGCGGCAUGGAGGAGGGCGACCUCGCCUGGAGGUUCGAGAACAGCGUUAGAUGUAACGAGGGCAUGGUCGCAUCCACCUUUUGGGAGGUGACCAAGAACGAGUGGGGAGGCAUCCUCUGCAGAGACUACGCCGUCGAUGAACAAGACGGCGCUUGUGCACACUGCCCCCUCAUGAGCGAGCCUUUCUGGGCCCACACCAUCUACGACAAGUUCAAGGAUGACAAGAAGGAUGACAAGAAGGAUGUCAAGAAGGAUGUCAAGAAGAGUGACGUGAAGGAUGCCAAGAAGGAUGUCAAGAAGGAUGUCAAGGAGGAUGACGGCUCCGCCGACGACCUCGACGACCUCCUUAACGAAGACGUCUUUGACGACAAAGAUAUCUCUGACGACGACUUCUUUAAAGAAGACCCCUUUAACGACGACGACUUCUUUGACGAGGACCUCUCUGACGCCUUCGUCAACCUUGACGAGGAUGACGAGAAGGAACACGAGGGCCUUAUUGGCAAGGAAUUCCAAGCCUAA